Closterium sp. Naga37s-1 is the source of this 903-nucleotide messenger RNA. Lineage: Eukaryota; Viridiplantae; Streptophyta; Zygnematophyceae; Desmidiales; Closteriaceae. The record is from the annotation of a GenBank genome assembly.
AUGACCAUCUGCUCGUAUUGGCAUGAGCUCUCACUAGGGCACAAGGAAGCCCCUUUGCGGAAGCGAAGGGCCAACCUACCGCUGUUUUCCCACAGCCACAUAGCCAUUCACUGUAAUGCGGGCUGGAGGGGUCCCCGCGGGCGUGGUGGUGGCGGGGGAUACCGUCCGCCUGUGACAAUGGCGGAUCUUCAGCGGGAGGUGUCGAGGGCCGUGCGCGAGGAGAGGGCGGCGCAGAGCCAGAGCAGUUCACUGCGGGCCGCGCCAGCGCACGUGGCUCCUCGCCGGGCUGUGCCUCCCGUGGUCCCUCCACCGGCUGCUGUACUUCCUCCUCCUGUCCUUGCCCCAUCGGCUCAUGCUCCUGCUGCCUCGACUGCUGAUCCUGGGUCUCGUCUUUGCCUGCCGCCCGUGCCGCCGGUGGCGGGUGUCGAGUUCGUUCCUGCUGGUGGAGGGGCGGCGGGGGCGCAGUACCCUCCAUAUCUUGCUCCCGAUGAGCCGCUUCCAUUCUUGGCGAUGGCACUUCAGCCCCCGCAGACCCGUGUUCCAGAGGCGACACUCGGCCAGCUGCACCGUCUUGCAGAGAGCCUUCACGCGCUGCUGCUGAUCCAAGUGCUGGCUCACUCUUCUCUCCCUGCGAUCCCUGCUGAUUCGUUUCAUGACCGGCCACGCGAGACUUGCCUGGACGCGGCGGACCAGCUCGCACAGCUGCUGGCGCCCGCGUUGGCUGCGCCCGUAGAGGGUGGCGCUGCGGCAGUGGGACAGCUUGACGAGGCUGUCCGGGGCUUGAGGCGACACUUGCGCGCAGGAUCUGGAGCCGCGGCGAUCGGCGCAAGUACGCUGGUGGUCCGUGAGCUGUGGCGGACGUUGACGGGCAUUGUCCAUGCCCUCAGGGCUCACCGGAUGUAG